AAUAAAUCAACGAGUCGACCUUCUAAGAAGGUGCGCAAUGGUGCAAAAUCAUGAAGAUGCUUGCGCAGGCUGCCUUGCGCGGGGGCGGGAUAAGAAGAUCGAAGAGAUCCGCAGAUACACAGAACAAAUUCGGGCUGCAGGAAACCUCGCUUAUCGACGUGGUCAGAGGGGAUUCCACUGGGCAGAGCGAUAUAAUUUGUUCCGGGGACCGAUGCGCCGGCGAAGCAAGCGGCAAUCGAGAAAACGCCCUUCCCCUUCGGCGGGGGCCGCGGUCCGUAUGCCGCGCGCCCUGCAGGCCCAGGGCGUUCAUGUGGGCCGCCCCGAUGGGCGCCCGCCCGUCUUCCCAUCGGGGGCGGUGGUGUAUUUCAUCUCCGGCGGCCCACAUAGUGAUAGUGCUGGGUGGGGCGCGUGUGGUCUCUUUCCCCUCGCCGGCGGGAAUUGUACGCGCACCCAAGCGCAAGCGCCUAGCCUAUCGCAGCAGCGGAAGCGCAAGCGCCGAGCACAGGCGCUGCUGCAUCCGCAGAAGCGCAUGCUCAUGCGCGCGCCUGCUAUCGCAGCGUUGUGGCCAAAUCGGCCGCCCCCGAACACUCAGGCUGCAGCCCGGGUUGUUGCAAAAAUCCCGCUCAACAUCACGGAGAGCUGUAUUUCACUUUUUCUUCAGC
This is a messenger RNA of Amoebophrya sp. A120, 662 nucleotides long. Lineage: Eukaryota; Dinophyceae; Syndiniales; Amoebophryaceae. The record is from the annotation of a GenBank genome assembly.